Heterostelium album PN500 is the source of this 1716-nucleotide messenger RNA. RefSeq lists its product as uncharacterized. The transcript has a single exon. The record is from RefSeq and is a predicted model, not a curated record. Gene Ontology annotation, molecular function: protein binding. The coding region runs from base 1 to 1716 and encodes 571 amino acids. Lineage: Eukaryota; Evosea; Eumycetozoa; Acytosteliales; Acytosteliaceae.
AUGGAUAGACAAUAUCAGUUGUUCAGUCAAUUACUUGCAUCUUUUGUUAUAAGAAAUAAGAUUUUUCAAUCUGUAAGCGAUAUUAAUGAUCGAAUCAUAUCAAACUCAAAGAAACACAAUGUUUUAAGAGGUAAUUGGUAUGAUAUCAGUUGUUUUCCACACCUUUUAAUAAAAUUCAACUAUAUUGAAAGAUACAAACAAAUAUUCAAUACAAUCAUUAGAGAUAGUAACAAUAAUGAUAGUAAUAAUGAAACAAUCAGUAAAUAUAAAAUAUUAUAUAUUGAAUCAUUAAAGACUGCAGCAAAGUUGGAGAAUCUAGAUGUAAUUGAAUUUCUCCAUCAAUCACUCUCGAAUGAGAUCGAUUACAACUCUAUCCUUGAAGCCAAAGUGGUGGGAAGUAAGAUCAAAGUGAUAGAGUUCCUUCAUAAGAAUGUUGACCAUUGGUUCGUUAGUAAAGGCAAAGCUUUAAUGGACAAUGCUAGAGAUCUGACUCUCGAGGUAGUCCGAUUCCUUCAUGAAAAUCGCAGUGAAGGAUGUAGCAGCGAAGCUAUCGAUGAAGCAGCGCGAUGGAACAAACUAGAUAUUCUCAAAUUCCUCCAUUACAAUAGAACAGAAGGAUGCACACACAAUGCCAAAUACUUUGCUGCUCUCAACGCAAACAUGGAUAUACUCAUGUUCCUCUAUGAGAAUAGAACGGAAGAUUGUCCACCGAAUACAGCCAGUAUGACCACCUGCACUGGAAAAGCAUCGGUGACUCUCCUCAAAUAUCUUUUGGAUAACGAUCCAAACCAGAAACUCUCUGAGAACGACAUAGACGGUGCUGCUAGAAGUGGAAAUGUUGAUGUUGUCAGGUACCUCCAUGAGAAUACUACUGUCCGUUGCACUACCGAUGCAAUGAAUAAUGGUGCGAUCGAUGGCCACUAUGAGAUCGUUAAAUUCUUGAAUGAAAAUCGUAGUGAAGGAUGCACGUCUGAAGCUAUGGAUUUCGCAGCAUACGGUUAUCUUGACGUUGUGAAAUAUUUGCAUGAAAACAGAACGGAAGGAUGUUCAGAACAAGCAAUGCUAUCAGCUUCAACACGUGGGCACUUGGAAAUCCUCAAAUUCCUCCAAGAGAAUAGAACUGAAGGAUGUUCCCAAUCGAUAUUAGAUGACACCAUGCGAUAUGGUCAGUUUGAAACGUUCCGAUAUCUCUUGGAGAAACGUCCCUAUCUGACCUAUUCACCGUCGGCAAUGGAUAAUGCUGCGAGAUGUAAAGAUACGACAGCACUCCAAUGGUUCAAAGAUAAUACAACCCUCCGAGUUACAAUCGAUGCCUAUAGACAUGCAAUCGAUCAAGCGAAUCUUCCAAUCGUUAAAUGGAUUCACGAGAAUACAUCACAAGCAAUUCCAGCAUCAGCUUUGGAAGAAGCUAUAAACUGUAAAAAAAGAGAUCUCGCAAUCAUCAAAUAUCUUCUUGACAACGGUGCAGUUGCAACCUCCGAUACUAUGGAUAAUGCAUGCAGAUUCGAUAUCAUUUCAUUCUUACAUUAUAAUAGAACUGAAGGAUGUACAUCUAGAGCAAUGAAUUAUGCAAUUAAUAGAGAUGAUAUUCAAGUUAUUAAAUUCCUAGAACAAAACAGAACUGAACACCUGAAUCUCGACUUUUCAGUUUGGAAAGAAAGAAAGGCCUAUGGAUAUACAUCAAGAUUAAAACUUCUCAAACAAUUUAAUAUUUAA